AAUAUUUAUAAUUCAGUAGACAAACGACUGGCAUUGUGCGUACAGCUAUGAAGAAAUUUCUUUUGUUAUUUUAUGUUGUGAUUUUGGUAAAUGGGGUGAGAGAAAAUAAAUCGGGGGAAGGGAGGAUUGUGGACACGCCUCAAGGUCCCAUCCGUGGAUACAAGGAUGUUGAUACAAACUUGUUCAUCUUUUAUGGUGUACCGUACGCUACGUCGCCUAAAGGAGAGCAUAAAUUCAGGGCACCACUCCCGCCACCGCAGUGGCAAGAUACUUUCGAUGCCAUCGACAAUAAAAUAGUAUGUCCUCAAAGUCCUCUGCUUGUAAGAGAUAUGGACAUUGAUGAAAACUGCCUUAUUGCAAAUAUUUUUUUACCAGAUACAAAGAAAACGAAGUUACCAGUCUUGGUUUAUGUUCAUGGCGGUGCCUUCCAGCUUGGAAGCGGACUCCGUUUAACGCCAAAAGCUUUAGUAAAUAACAGUGAUGUAAUAGCAGUAACGUUCAAUUACCGCUUGGGAAUUCACGGGUUUCUCUGCUUGGGCACAGAAAAUAGUCCCGGGAAUGCUGGACUGAAAGACCAGCUGGCAUUGUUACGAUGGGUGCAAAAUAAUAUUGCAAGUUAUGGAGGUAACCCUGAUGAUGUAACUAUAGCGGGAUAUAGUGCAGGUUCUAUGUCUGCUGAACUGCUUAUAUUGUCGCCAGCAGCCAAAGGUUUAUUUCAUAAAGCCAUUCUAGAGAGUGGAAGUAGCUGGGUGGCUGCUGUGCAAAUUGACCCACUUGAGACGGCGAAAGCCCACGCCAAAUCAAUGAAUUUUGAUGAAAUCGACGAUGUUUAUAGGUUAGAGAAAUUUUACACGAGUUCUUCGUAUGACCAACUUACAUCACGUACUUAUUUAAGCGAAACAGAUGCUACUUUCGGAUUCGUUCCCUGUAUAGAGCGUGAAGGGAGAGAUGAUGCCUUUUUAACCGACACACCGUUUAAUAUUCUGAUAAGCAAAAAGUUUACUAAAGUUCCUAUUUUGUAUGGAAUUACUAAUAUGGAAGGCUUAUUGAAAGUAAAUUAUUUUAGUUUGGAAAAAGGUGAUUUUGAACUUGUAAAAGACAGGAUGAAUGAAAAAUUUUCCGACUUUUUACCGGCAGAUUUGGAAUUCAAUAGCGAAGAACAAAAAGAAAAAGUGGCAAAGAGAAUAAAGGAAUUUUAUUUUAGGGACAAAGAUAUAGGCGAGGACACCUUAAAUGGAUACAUCGAUUAUUACACAGAUAUUCUGUUUGCUUACCCUACUUUGAAAGCAGUUGAGCUCCAAGUUGCUGCUGGAAAUGACAACAUUUAUUUGUACGAAUUUUCUUUUGUGGAAUCUGAUGGCACACCAACAGGUUACAAAAAUUUUACUGUUGAAGGUGCGAAUCAUGUUGCUCAAUCGCGAGCUGUUCUUGAUGGAGUUUAUAAUAAUCCUUUUGACGAAAAUCUGAUUCGGAUUCGAAAGGUUUUGAGGGAGCUGUGGUAUAACUUCAUAUCGAAAGGCCAACCUGUACCUAAAAGUUCAUCGCUUCCCUCGUGGCCACCUGUGACCGAGCAAUGGUCACCUCAUAUGUCCAUUGGUAACCAUAUGGAACUAAAAGCCUCUCUGCUGAUGGAGCGUGGGAGAUUCUGGGACAGUAUCUACGAGCAACAUUACCGUCAACCUAAACCACCACCGCCACUGCCCAAGAGACGAACCGAGUUCUAAGUUUGUUAAAAGAAAUAGCCGAAUUUAUAAAAUUUUGCGGUUCUCCCUUA
Messenger RNA from Amyelois transitella, 1774 nucleotides. RefSeq names its product esterase FE4. The record is from RefSeq and is a predicted model, not a curated record. Lineage: Eukaryota; Metazoa; Arthropoda; Insecta; Lepidoptera; Pyralidae.